AUUUGGUUCUCCUGAGUAGACAAAUGUGUAUCGAAUUUCAAAACCUCCUUUCCAACCCUAACUUUUUCUGAAGCUUCUCUCUUUAUCUCUUUCUCCUUUUAUCAACUUUUUCUUUGUUUUUCUUCUCUUCUUAUCUUAAGCAGUCUUGUUCCGGUUCAUGGAUAUUGAACCCUUGUGGGCUCUUGGGGGGUGGUUUCUUCUUCAAAUUUGCAUGGCAGCACCUAAAACAUCAUCACCAUCAUCACCGCCAACACCAACUUCCUCGCCUUCGAUCUUCGAAAUCCAAUCGAAAUCUCAUCAUACUUUUCUUCUUUUACUAACCCUAGUCUUCAUUUUCCUUCUUCUCCUCGCUACUACUACUACUACUACAACUACAAGUUCUUCCACUACAUCGAAUUUUCAGUACUCAACAUCCAUGGCUUCCAUUUCCUCAAGGAGAAGGCUUCUCUUGGAUUCGCCAUCCACCACAAAUUUUCAUCCAAAGAAAGCUGAACCGGCUCGAAAAUCGACCCCUUCUUCGAGUUCUUCGAAAAGAAGCAGAGAAUUUGGAGAAGAAGCUCAUGAAGUUCCUAGUGGUCCAAAUCCCAUAUCCAACUAGCUAGGUAUAGCCAAUUAUUAUAUAUCAAGAUGAUGAACAUGGAAGCUGCUUGUAACGGCAAAAUUUAAUAUGUUUUGUCAUCUUUUGUGGGGUACUAUUGUUUUUGAGACACUUCGCCAUUAAUACUCCUUUGUCUUCUGCCAGAGGUUUGUUGCCUUAAUUAAUGGUUAUCGUCAUUACUAUUUUUUUUUUUUUUUUGAAUUUUAUGUUUUGUUUUUUUUUUCGUUUUAAGCUAGAAAUGUAUAGCAAGAGACACUAUUUUUCCAUAUUUAUGUAUCCAUUAUUAUCUAUUUGUUUA
Humulus lupulus (European hop) is the source of this 896-nucleotide messenger RNA. RefSeq names its product CLAVATA3/ESR (CLE)-related protein 44. NCBI's taxonomy places the organism in Eukaryota, Viridiplantae, Streptophyta, Magnoliopsida, Rosales, Cannabaceae. The transcript has a single exon. The record is from RefSeq and is a predicted model, not a curated record. Gene Ontology annotation, cellular component: apoplast. Bases 158 to 598 code for a protein of 146 amino acids. Gene Ontology annotation, biological process: xylem development. Gene Ontology annotation, molecular function: receptor serine/threonine kinase binding.